This is a messenger RNA of Telopea speciosissima, 658 nucleotides long. Its product is annotated as ubiquitin carboxyl-terminal hydrolase 3-like. The coding region runs from base 143 to 466 and encodes 107 amino acids. The record is from RefSeq and is a predicted model, not a curated record. NCBI's taxonomy places the organism in Eukaryota, Viridiplantae, Streptophyta, Magnoliopsida, Proteales, Proteaceae. The transcript is spliced from 5 exons. Gene Ontology annotation, cellular component: cytoplasm. Gene Ontology annotation, biological process: protein deubiquitination; ubiquitin-dependent protein catabolic process. Gene Ontology annotation, molecular function: cysteine-type deubiquitinase activity.
UUGAGCCCGGGAUCAUAUAAAUACUGCUAUCAAGAACAUUCAGACAUCUAUUUUGUGACACUUGUGACAUUCUGUUUUCUUUCAUGAAUUGUUGCCAGGUGAGGAUUCAUACCUUGAUAGAUUCUUCAAAUCAACUGCUCACAUGGAUCCAAUGGAGCGUGCUUUAUUUCUUGAGAAAGACACUGAAAUGGAAGCUGCACAUUUGGUAGCAGCUAGUGCUGGUGAUACAGAGACUCCAGAUAUUAAUACAGAUGUGGAUACUCAUUUUAUUUGUUUCUCAUGCGUGGGUGGAGAACUUUAUGAGCUUGAUGGAAGAAAGUCGCAACCCACAUCACAUGGUCCAUCCUCACCCAGCAGCUUGUUGCAGGAUGUAGCAAAAGUCAUAAAAUCGAUUAUCCAAAAGAACCCCAACUCCAUGAAUUUUAAUGUUAUUGCACUCUCGAGGAAAAGUUCUGGUGCAUCAUAAAGGUGGCAUUUUAAAAAGGUUUCUUCCUGUGUUGUCCUUCAUUUGCAACUACUAGUUAGUCUUAACAGUACACUGGGAAGAAAUGGUUUUGUUUUUUUUUCCUUUCAGUGAAUUGUUAAUAUGAAACACUUUUGGCAUCCUUGCUGCCUUCACUGAAAGAAAUCACAGAUAUCUUUGUGCUUCCUUUUGUGA